Prunus dulcis (almond) is the source of this 701-nucleotide messenger RNA. Its product is annotated as photosystem I subunit O. The coding region runs from base 86 to 514 and encodes 142 amino acids. The transcript is spliced from 4 exons. The record is from RefSeq and is a predicted model, not a curated record. NCBI's taxonomy places the organism in Eukaryota, Viridiplantae, Streptophyta, Magnoliopsida, Rosales, Rosaceae.
CUACCCCUUUCAAGUUAAUCUCAACCACCAUCACCACGGCACCAACAACAUUUCUGACUCUCUCACUCCAAAAAAAAGAAGAAGAAUGGCAGCGAACAUGGCUACUGCAUCAACCGUGAUAGGCUUGAGCAGUUCCUCAUUCUCACCAAAGAGGACAUGCCUCUCUUCAGGCUUUGUGAAGCCUAUUGCGGUUGGUAACCCUCUGAGGCAAGCCAGGGCUUCUGGAGGAAGGUUCACAUGCAACUUCCAGAGAGAUUGGCUGCGGAGGGAUCUGAAUGUGAUUGGAUUUGGGUUGAUCGGAUGGUUGGCGCCAUCGAGCAUACCGGCAAUCGACGGCAAGAGUUUGACAGGGCUCUUCUUUGAGAGCAUUGGAACUGAGCUUGCUCACUUCCCCUCACCUCCUGCUCUCACCUCUCAGUUUUGGUUGUGGCUGGUAACAUGGCACUUGGGGCUUUUCAUCACCCUUACUUUUGGGCAGAUUGGAUUCAAGGGGAGGACUGAAGAUUACUUUUGAAUUUGAUCCGUUUUGGGUUAUGUAAAAUCUAUGCUUAAUGUUCAAUUAUCUCAAUACUUCCUUUCCUUUCAUCUCCAAGUGUAACUGCAAACUUCAUUAUCUUGAAUUAAUAUGGUGUACUCCCGAUGUAAAUAAAUAUUCUAGUCAGGCUAUACUGACAAAAGGUCUAUUUAUAUUUUCUUCUUAA